CCUCACCUUUAUCUCUGCCUCCAUCUCUCUUUCUUGUUCCAUCUAAACAUUUCUCUAUUACAGAUGAACAAGUUCAAUUUCCAUUUAUAUUAAUCCAGUUAACGCUGGUUAAUAAUCUCUAUCACAUUUAUCAAGUUUAUCUAAUUCCCAUUAUACGAUGCAUCUCCUCUUUGGUGAUUCCAUUCUUAUCAAUUUUUCCAUUUUAAUCCAAUUCACAACAACUGGUUCCUCGUUGACGUUUCUUGCAAAACACUGCGACCCUCACAAAUAUGAGCCAGUUGCACAAAGGUCUGAAUUUUGAUCGCGUGACUGUGGGAAAGCUGAAGCAGUCGUAAGAGUGCAACACAGCCCUUUUUUUCAGUGCUGUUGUAACUAGAACAACAUUGCUAUAAGUCAAGGACUAACUAUGCUAUGCUAUGCUAUGCUAAUACAAUACGCUAUACACUAGAUGUUAUACGUUGUAUACACUAUAUGAUAUGCUAUAUUAUAGGUGGCUCGGAUAAGACGCUGAGCUUGUCGAUCAGAAGGGUUGGCAUUCGGCGGUUCGAAUCCCUAGCGUCAGAGUCAGGUUUCCCCAUUUGGAUACCCCAAGGAGCCUGUGGAAUUGGAAGAAGAGAGGAACCUCUGAAGAAUUCAGGAUGGGCGAAGUGGAGAUCUCGCCUCGUGCGUACGUCAAGAUGUGCCUCCAUGCGGCUCGGUACCCCCACGUGGCGGUGAAUGGACUUCUCCUGGCUCCAAAGCGCCGGCCGACGGCUGGGGCCCCCGAAUGCCUCUACAUCACAGACUGCGUCCCCCUUUUCCACAGCAACCUGUCGCUCACCGUGAUGCUGGAGGUGGCCCUUAACCAGGUGGAUUCCUGGAGCUCAGAGUCCGAUUUACUCCUUGCUGGCUAUUACCAGGCCAACUCUGGGAUGGAUGACAAAAGCCCUAACUCCCUGGCGCAAAAGACGGCCGGGCGCAUCGCCGAACUUUACGAUGAUGCGGUGCUGAUUAUGGGUCAUGUGGACGGAUUGGGAAUCUUCCCGCCACAUUUGUCAGUCUCUCCUGGAGGCCAAAGUCUACUCCCGAUUGGUCGACUUCGACAGCCACCUGGACGACAUCCGGCAAGACUGGACCAAUCAGCAGCUGAACGCGGAGAUCGCCCAAUUAGUGUCCGUCGCCAAUGGCAGCGCGUGAAGGAGUCCACGCCCGCUUGUCAAAGGAUCUGAACUCUUGGUUCCCUAGCCUUUAGGAGCAUCCGGGAUGCCAGACUAGCCAGGAUAGAAGCCGGGAUCACGUGAUUUUGAGACUCCGCCCCUUUUAACGGCAAGGCAGCCAUCUUGAUUAGCUCUUCCCGCCACCACAGACGCCUCUCUUGAAAAGGAUGAAUUUGCGUUGAAAUUUGGUGGGUUUUUUUCUUGGUUAAAAAAGCAGGAAUUUCUCUCUCCCCCCCCCCAUUUUAUCCAAAUACUGGUAGUCCUCGACUUACGACCACAAUCGAGCCCCAAAUCUCUUCUUCGGUGUGACGUUUCUCGCGUUUUGCCCCGUUUUACGAUCUUUCUUGCCGCCGCCGCGAAGCGAAUCACUGCGGUUGAUCAGUUCGUAGCCCGGUCGUUAACCGAAUCUGGCUUCCCCUCCCCCACUUUGACUUUGCUCGUCGGAAAGUCGUGAAAGGGGAUCCCCCGGAACACCGUGACGGUCGUAAGUAUGAGUCAGUUGCCGUGCAUCCACAUUUUGAUGCUGUGAGCCCGGCCAUGCGGCCAAUGUUAUACACAAAAAAAACCAUCAAUUACUUUUUCCGGUGCUGCGAUAACUCUGAACCGUCACUAAACAAACCACCGUAAGUCGAGGACUACCUGUGAUUUGAGAAGAUUGACUCCACUUUACGGCGUUCAGAUUUUAUAUUUGUAAAAUAUAAAUAUAUCAGCCAGCGGGAAAAACCCGACCGCGUUUCUUAGUUUAAGGACCCGAAUUAAACGUUCCACUCGG
Thamnophis sirtalis is the source of this 1968-nucleotide messenger RNA. The record is from RefSeq and is a predicted model, not a curated record. NCBI's taxonomy places the organism in Eukaryota, Metazoa, Chordata, Lepidosauria, Squamata, Natricidae.